AUGUCGGAUCAUUUGUCGAAGGCUGAAGAAUUCGAGAAGAAAGCUGAGAAGAAGCUCAGCGGUUGGGGCUUGUUUGGCUCCAAAUACGACGAUGCAGCCGAUCUCUUCGAUAAGGCCGCCAAUUCCUUCAAGCUCGCCAAAUCAUGGGACAAAGCUGGAGCGACAUAUUUAAAGCUGGCAAGUUGCCAUUUGAAGUUGGAAAGCAAGCAUGAAGCUGCACAGGCCCAUGUUGAUGCUGCACAUUGCUACAAGAAAACUAACAUAAAUGAGGCUGUAUCUUGCUUAGACCGUGCUGUAAAUCUUUUCUGUGACAUUGGAAGACUCUCGAUGGCUGCUAGAUAUUUAAAGGAAAUUGCUGAAUUGUACGAGGCUGAACAGAAUAUUGAGCAGGCUCUUGUUUACUAUGAAAAGUCAGCUGAUUUUUUUCAAAAUGAAGAGGUGACAACUACUGCGAACCAAUGCAAACAAAAAGUUGCUCAAUUUGCUGCUCAGUUAGAACAAUAUCAGAAGUCAAUUGAGAUUUACGAAGACAUAGCUCGACAAUCCCUCAACAACAAUUUAUUGAAGUACGGUGUUAAAGGACACUUGCUUAAUGCUGGCAUCUGCGAACUCUGUAAAGGGGAUGUUGUUGCUAUAACCAAUGCAUUAGAACGAUAUCAGGAAUUAGAUCCUACAUUUUCGGGGACACGUGAAUAUAGAUUGUUGGCGGAUAUUUCUGCUUCUAUUGAUGAAGAAGAUGUUGGGAGGUUUACUGAUGUUGUGAAAGAAUUUGAUAGCAUGACACCUCUGGAUUCUUGGAAGACCACACUUCUUUUGAGGGUGAAGGAAAAGCUGAAAGCCAAAGAACUUGAGGAGGAUGAUCUUACUUGA
Molecule: messenger RNA, 870 nt
Organism: Sphenostylis stenocarpa
Lineage: Eukaryota; Viridiplantae; Streptophyta; Magnoliopsida; Fabales; Fabaceae
Source: the annotation of a GenBank genome assembly